AACAAACGAGAGAUUUGUGAAUACAGAGAGAGACUUGAUAAGACCUUGGCGUCUCCUGAGCUCACUAAUGAGCAAACUCUUAAAACUCUACUCAGAAAACAGCUAAAUGAAGAGUGUGAUGUGGAUGUGUUGGAUCAAAGAGUAGCUGAUUUAUCUAGUAUACUUGACAAGCUUAGGAGUGUAUCAACAAAGGAUCAAAAACUUUCUAAAUCAAGCAACGAGGCAUCUUAUGGUGAUUGGAAAGUGAAACAUGAUCAUGAAGAUUGUCGUGUAAUGUACCGUGAAGGACCUGAAGGAAGUCCAUUUCACACACUGCUUGUUGAAGGUUACAUGGAUGGUCCUAUCCAAGACUGUUUAUCUGUAUCAUGGGAAUCAUCACUAUAUGAGAAAUGGUGGCCAAAGUCUUCAUUUCCAGCAUUCAGGAUCUUACAAACUAAAUGCUUACAAAAUUUUCGGAUCAAUGAACAGAUAUGUUUAGUGAGGAUGAAAGUACCGUGGCCAAUGACAGACAGAGAAGCUAUGGUGCAGUUUUUCUUAUUCGAAUACUUUAAAGACGGCUUAGUCAUCAUCCUACUAAAUUCGGUUUCAGCAUCACAAGUAGAGAGCAUCGACAAGAACGGUAACUCUGAAGCUGUGAGGGUUGAUUUAGUAGGUGGAGUUGCGAUUCAGAAGGUGUCUCCAGAGAGGAGUUACAUGAGAUUCAUAUCGGAGUUCGAUAUAAAGCUGGACUUGAUCCCUCCAUCUCUAAUAAAUUUUAUGGCUAGGCAGCUCCUCGGCAACGGUUUCAGACUUUUCAAGAAGACUAUUGGUUCGGUGGCUACAUCAGAUGAUUACAGCAGAGUUUUAGCUGAUCCGUUGUAUACUCUGAUACGUCAAGCUCUGUAUUCCACUGAUGAAAUCUGCCAAGCAAAUGAGAUCCAUAGCCAAGAAGGAAGAGAUUGUGAAGAGAAAGAACCACAUUUGGAAGCUGAUGAACCCCACGAAAAUGCAUCUGUACCUUGCAAAAGAGAUGUUCCUGAGAUUGAGGAAGAAGAAUGUGACGAUGAAGAAGAAGAUAAAAGUGGUGUUUCUUCUUCUUCGGUAGAGGAUGAAAAUGUCAUUGACAAGAAUGGUAAAACACUUUUCUGCAUAAGUCCAGAGGUGAAGCAAGCUUUAGGGACACUAGAGAGAGUGAUAUCAAUGGUUAGAAAAUCCAGAACAGGUAACAACACAUCAACAUCUUCGGAGGGAGAAGCAUCAUUAUCAUCAUCACCAAAACAGCAUUUAGAGAGCACUGCGAUUGUUUCAAGUAGCAAAGUUUGUAUUCAAGAUCCUAAAAUUGAACUUCUUGGUGAAGCAUCCUUCACACAUUAUCACACUAACAACAACAGCAACAAUAGGAGAAGUGGAUCGAGUUCUUUUGCAAGAGAAGGCAACAAAAUAGCUCCUGCAUCACCGGAGAUCGAUCUUUCGACAAACUCUGUUGAUGAGGUCACAAGGAUAACAAUCUCGCAAGCCACAACUCUUUUCAGCCAAACAACAGAGAGCAGCGACGAUAAACCGAGCGGUUUAGUAGGAGGCAAGAGCUCGUUUAUGCAGAGAAAACGUAAACAGAGCUGCUUCGGAAUCAGGUGGUCAUGGAUAAGAAGAUUUGCAACAAGAAUAAACCCUAAAGAAGACUCACUCUCCACAUUUUCAUCUUCUUCGCCGUCGUCUGCUUCUUCUACUUCUUCACCGAGGAUGGCUGAUCAAGCUACGCAAGCGAUUUCUGAAUUAUCCAUGGACUCUGCUACCUCCUCUUCGACUGCUGAGACUGGUGCCUGUGAUGGAGCUGUACCUCUGAGUAAAAAUGCUCUGAAGAAGGAACUGAAGCUGAAGCAGAAAGAGGAAGAGAGGAAACGCAAGGAAGAAGAAAAGGCUAAACAAGCUCCCAAGGCAAGCUCCCAGAGCCAGAAGUCGGUGGCAGCAGAUGAUGAGGAUAUGGAUCCUACGCAAUACUUUGAGAACAGAUUGAAAUAUCUUGCGGUCGAGAAGGCUAAAGGGGAGAAUCCAUAUCCUCACAAGUUUCAUGUGUCAAUGUCUAUUCCUGAAUACAUUGAAAAGUAUGGUACUUUGAACAAUGGGGAUCAUGUUGAAGACGCUGAAGUUUCUCUUGCUGGGCGGAUAAUGAGCAAGCGAUCUUCCUCUUCCAAGCUCUUCUUCUAUGAUCUUCACGGUGAGGAUUUCAAGGUCCAAGUUAUGGCUGAUGCAAGUAAGUCAGGAUUGGAUGAAGCUGGGUUUUCAAAGCUCCAUUCGAAUGUUAAGCGUGGUGAUAUUGUUGGUGUCACUGGGUUUCCAGGAAAAACUAAGAGGGGAGAGUUGAGUAUCUUCCCCCGAUCGUUUAUUCUUCUGUCUCACUGCCUCCACAUGAUGCCGAGAAAGGCUGACAAUGUUAAUUCAAAGAAACCUGAAAACUGGAUUCCAGGUCAACCGAGAAAUCCUGAAACAUAUGUUCUGAAAGAUCAGGAAUCUCGAUAUCGCUUCCGUCAUCUUGAUCUAAUGUUGAACGUGGAGGCUCGCCAGAUAUUCAAAACAAGAGCUAGUAUCACUUCCUACAUCCGCAGAUUCCUUGACAAUAAAAAAUUCUUGGAGGUUGAGACGCCUAUGAUGAACAUGAUUCCUGGUGGAGCAGCUGCCCGGCCGUUUGUGACACAUCACAAUGAUCUAGAUAUGAGGCUGUACAUGCGUAUCGCUCCUGAACUCUAUCUCAAGCAACUUAUAGUUGGUGGCUACGAGCGUGUUUAUGAGAUAGGAAAGCAAUUCAGAAACGAGGGUAUUGACCUGACCCACAAUCCAGAGUUCACCACUUGCGAGUUCUAUAUGGCCUUUGCAGACUACAACGACCUGAUGACAAUGACUGAGGAUAUGUUGAGUGGCAUGGUCAAGGAACUAACAGGUGGUUACAAAAUCAAGUAUCAUGCCAAUGGGUAUGAUAAGGAUCCAAUCGAAAUCGACUUCACCCCUCCAUUCAGGAGGAUCGAGAUGAUAGGAGAGUUAGAGAAGGUGGCUAACCUCAACAUACCAAAAGACUUGGCUGGCGAAGAAGCUAACAAGUAUCUGAUUGAUGCAUGUGCGAGAUUUGAUGUGAAAUGCCCUCCUCCUCAGACAACAGCUCGUCUGCUAGAUAAACUUGUUGGAGAAUUUCUGGAAGUCACAUGUGUGAACCCAACUUUCAUCAUCAACCAUCCCGAGAUCAUGAGUCCCUUAGCAAAAUGGCAUAGAUCAAGCAGUGGUUUGACUGAGAGAUUCGAGCUGUUUAUCAACCAACAUGAACUCUGCAACGCCUACACGGAGUUGAACGAUCCUGUGGUUCAGCGCCAGCGUUUUGCUGAUCAGCUCAAGGAUAGACAAUCUGGAGACGAUGAAGCAAUGGCUUUAGAUGAGACUUUCUGUAAUGCUUUAGAAUAUGGAUUGCCUCCUACAGGUGGUUGGGGACUGGGAAUAGACAGACUUGCUAUGCUCUUAACUGAUUCACAGAACAUCAAGGAGGUUAUAUUUUUCCCGGCAAUGAGGCCUCAGGACGAGCCAGCAGCCGUGAAAGCUCCUUUGCAAGCAGAGAACUAA
Thlaspi arvense is the source of this 3582-nucleotide messenger RNA. The record is from the annotation of a GenBank genome assembly. NCBI's taxonomy places the organism in Eukaryota, Viridiplantae, Streptophyta, Magnoliopsida, Brassicales, Brassicaceae.